This is a messenger RNA of Daldinia caldariorum, 1571 nucleotides long. Its product is annotated as ribosome recycling factor. The record is from RefSeq and is a predicted model, not a curated record. Gene Ontology annotation, molecular function: ribosomal large subunit binding. Gene Ontology annotation, biological process: translation. Bases 468 to 1367 code for a protein of 299 amino acids. Lineage: Eukaryota; Fungi; Ascomycota; Sordariomycetes; Xylariales; Hypoxylaceae. The transcript has 3 exons. Gene Ontology annotation, cellular component: mitochondrion.
UAAAUGUUCCGUUCCCACAAUGCGGCAUCCAUGGAUGGCAGCAGGACAUGUGGGCAGCACGGAAUUACGGUGUUUGUCAUACUAUGGAAGAACAUUUGAGUCCAAGUUCGUAUAAACUCUAUAUUUAGAAUGUAAUGUAUAAAAAGCAAACGGGUUUAACAUUGCACAUAAGGUUCUCCAAGAGAAUGAGGGGAAAAGUUGCUUUUUGAUCUAGGCACCAACGGACCUGGAGGUUGAUUGUGGCUGCCAUCAGGUACAUAUAAAGCAUAUAAAGCACCUUAGAAUGAAUUCUUUCCUUUUCAGGUCUUUUCCUAUAGAGUCCCGGAACAGCGUCAGUCACGACGGGCAAGGAAGGAAGGACCAUAGGUACCUAGGUACGCAAAGGUCAAGCUUAAAAUUUAGCUUGAGAAACUUGUUCCACUCUAUUUUAUAAGAGGGGGAAAGAAGAAGAAGAAGAACAAAACACAAUGAGAACCACAGCUGCUAGGGCGCUGCUGCGACAAAGCCGAGCUUGUCCCCAGCUUGGGAGAGUCCACGACGUAAUUACCACCACCAACACCACCACCCCGCCAUCCCUUCUCCUUCGCCCAUGUAUAUCCGCCGGUACGGGUACGGGCGCGGCCACCGCCAAUCUUCGUGCCCUACACACGACCUCAGCGUUGUGGAAGGCCAAAGCAUCCAAGGAAAGCAAGAACCAUAAAAAACAAGCCUCUGCCAGCAACAGCAGCAGCGGGGCAGCAGACCACGCCGACGGCGACGAUCCCAGCGGCCCCAAACACCCGCCCGCGAACCCGGAGGAGCCGCUCAACUUCGCGGACGUCGAGUCGCGCGUGCGGCGCCACGCCGAGCACCACCGGGAGCUGCUGAAGCGGCUGCGGGUGGGCGGGCGCUUCAACCCGGACGUGGUGGGGGCGCUGCGGGUGCAGCCGGACCGCAAGGACGCGGGGACGACGUACCCGCUGCGGGAGGUGGCGCAGGUAGUCGCGCGGGGCGGGCGGACGAUCAGCCUGAUCGCGCACGAGGCCGGGUACGUCAAGGCGAUCAUGAGCGCGGUGCAGGCCAGCCCGGACUUCAACCAGCAGCCGCAGCGCGCCCCGGACAACGAGCUCGAGCUCGUGCUCAAGAUCGAGCCCGAGUCCCGCGACGACCUGCUGCGCCGCGCCAAGGCCCUCUGCAACGACUGGCGCGACCGCGUCCGGAGCGUCCGCCAGAGGCGCGACAAGCAGCACGCCACCUGGCAGAAGAACGGCGACAUCGGCCCCGACUUGAAGCGGACCGCGGAUAAGGAGCUCGAUAAGAUUAUCAAGGCCAAGAUGGCGGAGAUAGAUGUCCUGGAGAAGGAUACCAUUAAGUCCCUGCCUGUUUAAGGAAAAAAAGAGGCCGGCAAAGGGGGAUAGGUGCAAGGAUGGCUUGGCCAGCUGUAAUGUAUACCUCCUAUGAUCAUUACUAGUUUGCCUUCGGUUUGGAACAUAAGAAAAGGGUAUGGUAUGGUGUGGCAUGGCAUGACAUGGUAUGGCUUCACCAGUAAGAGUGUGCAUAGUUAAAUUCUAUAGCCCAGGUGUAUAAUAGAC